AUGCUGGUCGUGAUUCUCAUCAUUGGCUUGCUGACUGGCAUCGUGGCGCCACGUCUGCUUGGCCAGAUGGCCACCUCCGAAGUCACGGCGGCUCGUGCCCAGUUGGCCUCCAUCGAUAAGGCAUUGCAGGCCUUCCGGAUUGACAACAAGCGCUUCCCGACGACGCAAGAAGGUCUGGCGGCACUGACUGUCGCCCCACCUUCCGCGCCGCAAUGGGCCGGGCCCUAUUUGCAGAGUGCCGUGGGGAAUGAUCCCUGGGGCCAGCCCUAUCAGUACGCGUUCCCGGGCCGACCCGGGCGCGACUACGACCUGUUCAGCUCUGGCCCGUCCAAGACUGGGGCGGCUGACGGCAGUGGUGGCGCCGUGUUCCUGAACUCUGGUCCCUGA
This is a messenger RNA of Ostertagia ostertagi, 387 nucleotides long. The record is from the annotation of a GenBank genome assembly. Lineage: Eukaryota; Metazoa; Nematoda; Chromadorea; Rhabditida; Trichostrongylidae.